CAGCUGGUAGUGGACUGACCAAUGGGAGUGAGGCGGGUGAUGUGUUGUGAGCGCAGGCUGCAGCGUAUGACAGCGGGGCUGAGAGCCCAUCACAUGUGAGGGUGACUGCUGCGCAUAGGUUAAACAAAGUCUUAAAGAUGAAGAAAGUGACCUGCACAGCUCCUGUAAACAUCGCUGUCAUAAAAUACUGGGGGAAGAGGAACGAGGAACUGAUUCUCCCUAUUAACUCAUCCCUCAGUGUUACGCUACAUCAGGACCAGUUAAAAACCACAACUACAGUUGCAGCAGGCCGUGAUUUCACUGAGGAUCGUAUCUGGCUGAAUGGGAAAGAGGAUAAUAUUAACCACCCCCGACUCCAGUCCUGCUUACGUGAGAUCCGCCGUUUGGCAAGGAAGAGGAGGAGCAGCGGUGGCAGUGGAGAGGAGAGCGUCUCAAGAAUCCUAAAUUACAAGGUUCACAUAUGCUCAGUCAACAACUUCCCCACAGCUGCUGGCCUGGCGUCUUCUGCUGCUGGAUAUGCUUGUCUGGUGUAUACCUUGGCAAAGCUAUAUGGUGUUGAAGGUGAGCUUUCAGAAAUUGCCCGGCAGGGUUCUGGCAGCGCCUGUAGGAGCAUGUAUGGAGGAUUUGUACAGUGGGUCAUGGGUGAGAGAGAAGAUGGUAAGGACAGCCUGGCUCAGCUGGUGGAACCAGAAACUCAUUGGCCAGAACUGCGAAUCCUGAUCUUGGUGGCCAGUGCAGAGAGAAAGCACGUAGGCAGUACAGCUGGCAUGCAGACAAGUGUAGAGACCAGCCCUUUACUCAAGCAUCGGGCUGAAUCAGUGGUUCCAGGACGAUUGGUCGAGAUGAUUGAAGCGAUUAAAAAAAAGGACUUUGAAGCCUUUGGACAACUGACCAUGAAAGACAGUAACCAGUUUCAUGCUACGUGCUUGGACACUUACCCCCCAAUAUUUUACCUUAACCAGGUUUCCCAGAGAAUAAUCAGCCUGGUUCAUCGGUACAAUGCCUACUAUGGGCAGACAAAGGUUGCCUACAGCUUUGAUGCAGGUCCUAAUGCUGUCAUCUUCACCCUGGAGCCAACAGUCAAUGAGUUUGUGGAGAUUGUUAAACGUUCCUUCCCUCCUGAGUCGAAUGGAGACCCAUAUCUCAAGGGGCUACCAGUCAGCCCUGCUCCUCUGUCUCAGGAACUAUUGUCUGGAGUAGAAACUGAUGUGUACCCAGGAGGUGUGCGCUAUGUUAUUGUCACACAGCCAGGACCAGGCCCCAUGGAAUCACAAGAUCUCUCCCUGGAUUUGUUGGAACCUGACGGUCUUCCCAAGACAAGUGCCUGAUGUUACGUGACUUCAGUAGACACUUUUUUAAAUCGGAUUUUCUAAUCUUUCUUUCAGUUUUUGAGCAGUGAGUUCUGUAUAUUGCUCUGAAGGGCAUUCAUAAUAUCUCAAGGAAAAUAAUUUAAUUACUGGAGUCACUAAAGUGUGUGGAUUUUCCUAAAGGGGUUCUCCCAGUAAGAAAAAUAGUUCUACACCGAUGCAUUAUAUGAAAUUAAACCUAUUUCAAACAUACAAUUAUUUCAGAUAAUGUCCUGCUUCAGACAUCUAGACUUGCUUAUCCCCCAUGUGUCAGCAUUGUUUGAUAACCUGCUACCCUUGGUUAUGACCCACUGAGGUGGUUACACAUGCUCAGGUAAACUGUAGUCUUCUGAAUGUAUUGCCAGUUGGUCUCCAAUGGGCAUGUAACUAAGGGGGUUGUGCUAUGUUGGAUGGUGACUAAAGGGUCAUAGUUCAGAGAGAAAAGCAGGAAGUGAUCAGAUCCAUGGGGGAGAUGAACAGUAAGGUGAUGUAAGUUACUUUACUGAAAAACAGCACAUUUUUCCUCUGUCCUAUGUAUGUAUGUGGUACAAAUCUUAGUUGACCAGUUUUGCUUAGUUGGAUAACCCCUUUAAGGAAAAAUAAAUUUGAUAAAAUUAUCAUUUUGUAUCUGUUAUUCCCAGUUGAAUGGGAAAAUAAAACAAAAAUGUUAUUUAAUAAGUUCCCUUUGUUAAUGUUUUUUUUUAAAUGUAUUAUUGUUUUCGAGGGGAGAUACAUUUGUGUUGGUUAGUGGGGAAUAUUAUGCUACAUAUGACCAUAAAUUUGUGUUGACAAUCUUUACAUCUGUAUCCAUCAGUUUUUUUGUUUUUUAAAAACUGUCAGCUUUUACUUGUAAAUUCCAAUGAAUUGUCCAUUAUAAUUUGGACACUUAGAGACGCCUGCCUGUCAGUUUUGAGCAAUGCUGGCUGUAAAGCAUUUCAGUGUACCCUUAAUGCAACUAGUGAUAUAAUAUUUCAGGAGGUUGGCGUUUAAAAAGGCCAUGCAUUUCAAAAAUACCUGUACACAUCACAAUUAAACCUCAAUCCAACUAUUGAUUUGAUAUUUCAGAAUGUCUGUCAGAAGAGGUAGGAGGGCACCACUGAGUCGUAGUCCAAUUACACUAAACAAGUGGAGGGUAUUGUGUAGCAGUAAAGCAGAUGCCCGACUUCAGGAUUGAGUCAGUGGGGGUGCUAGGACGUGAUAUAGGGAUA
Hyla sarda is the source of this 2554-nucleotide messenger RNA. RefSeq names its product mevalonate diphosphate decarboxylase (gene MVD). The record is from RefSeq and is a predicted model, not a curated record. Bases 138 to 1328 code for a protein of 396 amino acids. Gene Ontology annotation, biological process: isopentenyl diphosphate biosynthetic process, mevalonate pathway; isoprenoid biosynthetic process. The transcript has 11 exons. Gene Ontology annotation, molecular function: diphosphomevalonate decarboxylase activity; ATP binding. Lineage: Eukaryota; Metazoa; Chordata; Amphibia; Anura; Hylidae. Gene Ontology annotation, cellular component: cytosol.